This is a messenger RNA of Macrosiphum euphorbiae (potato aphid), 1401 nucleotides long. The record is from the annotation of a GenBank genome assembly. Lineage: Eukaryota; Metazoa; Arthropoda; Insecta; Hemiptera; Aphididae.
AUGUCAACGAGAAGCCAAAACGCAAUGAGUUUCUCAGAGGAAGUACAACGGCACUCUGUUCAUACACUAGUUUUUAGGUCACUCAAAAGGACUCAUGAUAUGUUUUUAUCGUGUCAAGGGAUGUUACCACCAAUAGACGAAGAAGCGGAGAAAAUAAAAAAACUCGUCAAGGCUCGAGAUUGUUAUGGUCUUGUUUUUGACAAAGUGGAACGCAAUAAGAUAAACAUGAAGAAGUCUCAACCAAAUCAUCCUAAAUCAGAUAGCCUUGAUAUCUAUAAAGAUAAUCACCUUCCAUUAGCCAUAACUGAUAAUCCUGAGAAAGUAAAUAAAAACACAGAGACUAGUAUGGUGUUAUCGAGUCCAAGUACACAAAACAUAGCUGCAGCUAAUCGACUGAUUAAUCAUAUAAUGCCAAAACCAAAAUGGCAUCCACCAUGGAAGUUAUAUCGAGUAAUAUCUGGACAUUUGGGUUGGGUGCGAUGUGUUACUGUUGAACCUGGCAAUGAAUGGUUUGCCACUGGUGCUGCUGAUCGAGUUAUUAAAAUUUGGGAUUUAGCUUCUGGAAAAUUAAAACUUUCCUUAACUGGGCACGUGAGUACUGUGCGAGGCUUACAAGUAAGUCCUAGACACCCUUAUUUAUUCAGUUGUGGCGAAGAUAGGCAAGUGAAGUGUUGGGAUUUGGAACAUAAUAAAGUAGUUCGACAUUAUCAUGGACAUUUGAGUGCGGUAUACAGUCUUGCAUUACAUCCAACGAUUGACGUAUUAUUAACUGCUGGACGAGAUUCAACAGCUCGAGUAUGGGACAUGCGUACAAAAGCCAAUGUUCACACACUCACUGGACAUACAAAUACAGUGGCCAGUGUUGUUGCCCAUGAAUUUGAACCUCAAGUAUUGACUGGAUCUCACGACUGUACAAUUAGGCUAUGGGAUUUAGCUGCUGGAAAAACUCGUGCAACUCUUACAAAUCACAAAAAAAGUGUGAGGUCACUUGUUUUACAUCCAAAAGUGUAUAUGUUUGCCAGUGCAAGUCCAGAUAAUAUAAAACAAUGGACAUGUCCAGAUGGGAAAUUUAUACAAAAUCUUACUGGUCAUAAUGCUAUAGUUAACUGUAUGGCUGUGAAUUCUGAUGGGGUAUUGAUGUCUGGAGCAAACAAUGGGUCAAUGUAUGCUUGGGAUUGGAGAACUGGUUAUAAUUUUCAGAGGAUGCAGGCUCCUGUACAACCUGGAUCGAUGGACAGUGAAGCCGGAGUAUUUGCAAUGGCAUUUGAUAACAGUGGUACAAGACUUAUUACAGCUGAAGCUGAUAAAACUAUAAAACUUUAUCGAGAAGACGAUACAGCUACUGAAGAAAGUCAUCCAAUUAAUUGGAAGCCCGAUAUUAUCCGAAGAAGGAAAUAUUAA